AUGGCUACCCUGAAGGAAAAGAGAACUUGUGGCCAAAGGUGUCGAGACUUUGGCCACUUUGUCUGGAAUUCUGAUGAAGGGACUUUCAUGGGUAGAACACCAGAGAAAUGGGUGUACAUCAGCCUCUAUUAUGUGGCAUUCUAUGUGGUGAUGACAGCUUUGUUUUCCCUGGCUAUCUACGUGCUCAUGUACACAUUGAGCCCAUAUGAACCAGACUACCAGGAUCGAUUACAAUCGCCAGGAGUAAUGGUGUGGCCUGACACAUAUAACGAUGAAGUGUUAGAGAUCACUUACAAUAUGUCAGACAAGCAUAGCUGGAUGAAGAUGUCCAAGUGUCUUCACAAGUUCCUUAAACCUUACAAUGACACCAUACAAGCACAGUGUAAUCAUUACAACUGCACAGUGGGCAAGUACUUCUUCCAGCACCAGUAUGACGCUCCUAAACAUACAAAGUGGGCCUGCCCAUUCUACCAGAGCAUGCUGGGUAAAUGCUCUGGCAUUGUCGACCCCACAUUUGGUUACACAACCAACCAGCCAUGCGUAAUCAUCAAGAUGAACAGGAUCAUUAAUUUCCUGCCAAACAAUGGUACAGGAAUGGCUCCAUAUGUUAACUGCACUGUGCUGGGUCAUGAGAACGUUCGUGGGCAUGUAUACUACCCCUUGAAUGGGACAUUGGACCUCUCGUACUUCCCGUAUUACGGCAAGCUGGCACAGCCAACUUAUGUGAACCCACUGGUGGCUGUGAAAUUUGACCUCGUCAAUAAGAGACGUGCAACGAUCCAGUGUAGGGUGAUGGCCAACAAUAUUGCUUAUGAGAACUUCUACGACCAUUAUGAGGGAAAAGUGACCUUUGAUUUAAACGCUUUGAGUUAGUUACAAAGAAUAUACUUGG
Electrophorus electricus (electric eel) is the source of this 892-nucleotide messenger RNA. The record is from RefSeq and is a predicted model, not a curated record. Lineage: Eukaryota; Metazoa; Chordata; Actinopteri; Gymnotiformes; Gymnotidae.